Serpula lacrymans var. lacrymans S7.9 is the source of this 3696-nucleotide messenger RNA. RefSeq lists its product as uncharacterized. The coding region runs from base 1 to 3696 and encodes 1231 amino acids. The record is from RefSeq and is a predicted model, not a curated record. The transcript has 26 exons. Lineage: Eukaryota; Fungi; Basidiomycota; Agaricomycetes; Boletales; Serpulaceae.
AUGCGUCCAGUAAUAAUAGAUAACAAAGUUUUUCGUUCGUGUGGUGGCAGCUAUGGUAAACGUGUGGAGUGCAUGGUUUGCUGUCCAGUCAGAGGGGUUUAUCUGUCGAUGGACCGCAGACACAUUAAGUCUCACAUAUCCAGCGCAAAGCACACCAAAUCGAUGUCGAGGAUGGGUUAUGCCACUAUCCAGAAGAAAUAUCAAAGAGCUAUGAGUUCAAGUCCCCUGCCAACCAUUGACGAUCUUUUACAACACAACACACGCUCAUCAUCACCCAAGGAAGUUGAUCCCACCUGCACACAGGAACCUCCCUUACGAAAAACAUCCCCACCGGUUGACUCAAUUGAGAAACAACUUCCUCUUUCCGACCUAUGGGAUAUCAAUGUAAAUGACCGUACAUAUCAAAUCAGUGGAGGUCACUUUACAGACCUAUUUGAGCAGCUAAAGGAAUCCAUACAUGCAGAACCUUUUGAAAGUGAUUUUGGAAUUGAAAUGCUGACCGAGUCCUCUGAUGACAGUGAAUAUCCCUUGCGGUUGAGUGCAAAAGUACUUGCAAACUCGCCAUACUACCCGUGGUCGUCGAAGGCUCAUUUCUUAAUGGCCCUUCUAUUCGGAUCUGCUCGUGUACCAUUUUCUGAACAGCAGAAAACAGCAGUUCUUUCAUGGGCCAAUGAGCUAGGCGCUAAAGACGUACCUGCUUUGAGUGCAGUCAAGACUGCUCGGCAGCAUGUAUACAACUUAGUUGGAAAUCCAACAGAGAAAGCAACAUCAAUUUCAGGUAGCGCUAUCGCUAAGGAUUACUCCAAUCCCCUGAUACAUCAUUGGAUGCAGGAUUAUCCUGAAGAUGGUGGUGAGGGAAUGUCAGAGACAUGGCAUGGCCAUUAUUUCAUUCCAGAGCACUUCUUUAUGGCAUCCUAUUCUGUAGCAGAGAAUGGGCUAAAAUAUGAUCUAACUGGGACUAAAGAACUUCAUGCACUCAGACGUGCAGUUGAACAAACAGAGGAUGGUUUUAUUGUGAAUGAUGAACGAGAAGUUAUACCUGUAUCAAUAUUCUACCGCUCAUUCGAAGACAUCUCUUCAUACCCCAAUGGACUUAGCUGCGGGCUUACAGGUAUAUUACAACAGAGUCCUCUAAAAAUUUUUGCAACACUCGCUCCACAUCCACUCCGCAAGAAGGCAGAUGGCCGAAUGGUUUAUUUGGUUCCUCUCAUUAUAUUCAUGGACGACAUAUCUGGGAAUGUCUCAAAGCAGUGGAAUAAGCACCAUAUUAUUUAUAUGUUGAAUGCGAACCUCCCUCGUCAAGUUAUGGAGAAAGAGUUUUGUGUUUGUUUUGUGACGUCUUCUCCACAUGCAGCACACAUGGAACUGAUGCGUGCUAUGAAGCAAUCAAUUGCUCAAGCAGCAGAAGAUGGUAUUGUUGCUUGGGAUUGUAAAAAUGAGGAAGAAGUACUACUCAUUCCCCAUGGACACUUCGUUGCGGGUGACAACCCCAUGCAGGCAGAGGAAUGCAGCCAUGCAGGACUCUGUUGUAAUUAUUUAUGCAGGACAUGUAAAGUUGGCGGGUCAAAGGAGUACAAAGAAUCUGAAGUAGGAUAUAACAGCAUCUUCGUAGCAGGAGAAGCACAUGAGCCUGAGAGUACAGCUGCAGAAAUACGCAAGCAGUUUGAGUUCACUUUCAAACCAGGUGCUACAAGUAAUAUCAAGGCGGCAACAGCAUCUACUGGCAUAAGUGACAAGACCACAGCGAAGAUUAUCAAUACGCUGGUUGAACUGGGGAAAAAACUCUGCAAACAUCCCCUAAAUAGUCCUGCAACCUCUGAAGUUGACAUACAGGCCGCACAGAAGAAACAGCUUGAAGAAAUGCUACAAGGCACUGAUUUUGACACUGCAAUCAACCCACUUUUAGGAAUGGAUAAUAUGAACAUUCACCUGGAUACUCCCAUGGAGAUCCUCCAUACAAUCCUCCUGGGAGUCGUCAAAUACUUCUGGGCCCAAACUGUUUUCCUACUUGAAAAAGGAAAAACACUUGAUAUAUUCCACUGCCGUCUUGACUCAUUUGACAAAGAAGGUGGAUUAAUUGGUAAACACUUCAAGAGCCUCACACAGCUGAUGCCUUUUGUUAUUCAUGAUCUGGUUCCACGGAGCGUUCUCAAUGCCUGGACAUUGAUUGGAGAGCUUGUGGUCCUCCUCUGGCACACAGAAAUCAAAGAUACUGAGUAUUUUCAACUGAAAGAUAUGAGGCAUUCAAUCACGUCUUUUGUCUCACAUGCAUUUUCAGCAAUCACCAGGCUCCUAGCAGAGACACAUGCAAGACCUUUGCUUGCCAGGACAUUAUCAAACAUAUUGCGACAAGCGGCUAUUGGUCUUUCUGGCUCUGCCACUUCCACACCCGGUACCGGUCACGUCCUCAAAGUAGCUAGAAAGGGGAAGAAAGUUAAUAAAACUAUCUUGUGGAAGGACAGCCGGUGUGCAGCUAUUCUCACAAACAAGCAGGACAAUCACCCCUUCUUGGAAGGUUCUUCUAUUAUCACAAGUGAAGGUGACAAAUCUACUCUGAACAGCCACAUCAUUUUCUGUCACCCCGUUGAUAAACAGCUUCAAUAUGUAACGAUCCAGGCCUUUUCUUUCUUGCCUACUCUCCACCCUUCUCUCCAUCUACCAUGUCUUGAACUUGGCACUCAAGAGAUAGUUGUCUCAGCCUCGGAUGUUGUGUGCGCUGUGAAUGUUCAAUAUAAUUCCCAUUUGCUUGAAACACCAAUACGUGUAUCUUCUGUCGAGGAAGUCAGGAGGUUAGCUGUUCAACAGCUAAGAGCCACAAAACUCGCCAAGUCACACAAAGAAGGCAAGGAUGUAACCAAUAGUCCUAAGCCUAUCUUUGACCGCACAAAGGCCAGCAAGCCCAAAAAAACUAACGCAAAGCAGAAACAAGUAUCUGCCUGCAGUGGCCCAGCUGCGGGGCUGUCUCAUUCAGCAAUACUUGUGGACCCCUUAUCACAACAGUGCAGUCCAGCGGGGCUUUUGUACCUCAAUAUUCGCCCACAAAGACUCAAGACUCAAGUUUCUGUAGUUUUCGCUAGAAAAAGGAUGAUGUUGAAACAGCACCCAGGGAACUCAAAGUCAGGGAGCUCCAAUUCCAAAGGCAAAGCUACUGAUGAUUACAACUCACAGCAGCAAACAAGUGUUACCAGUCGAUCAACUUCCGCUAGGCUUGACAAUCAUAGUCUGUCCCAGCGGCAGACACGUUCUUCCAAUUGUUCUUCAAACAGCGGCAUUCGCAAAGAGCGGGACUAUGAUGAUGAGUGCAAGUCCUUGCAGCUCACUCCACACCAUGCAAAGCGACUCAAGGUGGUUGCCAAGAAACUUGCAACACAGUAUGGUGUUGCAGAGAAGAAACUUUGCGAGUUUAUUGAGUCCGGUGAUUUAUUUGUUAUGCUUCUUGAUCUCAAGGCAAGCCAUCUCCAAAAGGAUGAACAGUUGGCAGAUGCAAAGAUUGAUGAGAUGGACAAACAGCUUGGAUCAAAGGACUGCGAGGAAAUGUCUGACUUUGGUGUGAAGGUUAUCAUGAAGAUAUGUCUUACUGGAUGCAUGCUCUCCCCCGACAUCAAAGCAUACUUGUUUGAAACACAAGUGCAUGUCAUGGUACUGCUGUUCCUUUCUCUUAUCAUUACGGAAAAAGCUGAGUCAGAUGGUCACUAG